Molecule: messenger RNA, 1179 nt
Organism: Entamoeba nuttalli P19
Lineage: Eukaryota; Evosea; Mastigamoebida; Endamoebidae
Exons: 4
Coding region: 1-1179 (392 amino acids)
Cellular component (GO): cytosol; nucleus
Molecular function (GO): protein phosphatase binding; protein phosphatase regulator activity
Source: RefSeq, a predicted model, not a curated record
AUGUCGUAUUUGGAACGAAGUGGGGUGAAAUCGAGCGGAGUAUCUGUUAAUAGACUUAUUAAAGGAGGUGUUAAUAGUUUAAAGAAAAUAUUAAAUAACAAUGAUUUUUCAAAUGAAUUAUAUUAUAAUAGACAUUUACAAGAGUAUUUUUGUAGAGAAGAAAUUAUAACACAAUUAAUAAGUUAUAUUUGUGGAAUAGAAGUAAGUACGGAACAAUUACAAAAUAAUGCAACGAGAGUGUUAUGUAAUAAUCUUCCAAAAAUUAAAGAUUAUUUAUUUGAAAAAAAUGAUUUCUUAACAGCAUUAAUUGAAACAAUUGAUUCAGAAAAUACUAAUACUCUUAGUUGUAUUAUUAAAGUAAUAGAUGAAUUACUUGUUUCUAGUAAUUCUACAAUGUUUCAAGUUAUAGUAGAACAAGAAUUACCAAUUGAUGAAUUAAUGAAAUGUUUAGAUAUUGAUGAAGUAUAUUCAUUAUUAAAUGAUUUAUUAAGGUAUAAAGAACAAGAACAAUUUGUUGGAAUUGAAUGGCUUUCAAAACAAUGUUUUAUUGAUAAAUUACUUAAUGUGUUUAUACAACAAGGAAAUUAUGGAGAUGAUUAUGAUGAAGUUAUGAUUUAUAAUGUUACAUUACUUUUUCAAACAAUUUCUAUUAUUAAAUGUGUUUCUAUUAAUCUGCAAUUUAAUACUAAUGAACUUAUUAAACCAUUUUAUAAAACAAUUUUCACUUCCACAAGUAAGGGGUUUGUUCAAAAUGGACUUGACAUUAUUCUUUCAAUGCUUAAAGGUUGUACUAAUGAUCAAAUUAUUAUUGAACCAGAAUUUGUUCCAAUUUGUUUAAAUGAACUUAUUACAUAUUCUGAUUAUAUAACACAUCAUUUAAAAUAUAAUAAUGGAAAUAUUACUACUGAAAGAAUUCAAUUAAUUGGAAUUGUUCAAUCAAUGAUUAAUUCACGGUAUCAAUCAAUUUUACAAUUUAUACUUCAAAGUCAAUGGAUUGACUAUUGUAUUAAUACAUUUUAUAGUUAUGAACACGUUUCAACAAUUUAUCGUCAAACAAUUCUUGAUAUACUAAACAGUAUUUUUCAAGAGAAUGGAAUUGAAUGUCUUGGUUUAGAAUUAUUAAAAAAUGGUUUAAUUCAACGAAUGAUAAAAGAAGAUGAAAAGUCAGAAGAAUAUUAG